Molecule: messenger RNA, 534 nt
Organism: Marchantia polymorpha subsp. ruderalis
Lineage: Eukaryota; Viridiplantae; Streptophyta; Marchantiopsida; Marchantiales; Marchantiaceae
Source: the annotation of a GenBank genome assembly
GUCGUGUGAAGCUAUCUGCGAGCUCUAGUCCAUCAUAAUUGCGCUCGAGUUCAUCGCUGAGUAUCGAGGGUAUCUGACAUCCGCAGCCUCACCCACUCGCUGAGUGUAUUCGCAGGGCACACAUUUGACUUUCGUGGUCUCUCGUGGAGAAGAAAGUGCUGAGGUACUGCCAGUCUAUGGAGUUUGAGAAGCAGACGAAUCAAAGCAAGGUCGAGUGAGUGAGUAAAUGAGUGAAUGCCCUCACCGUGUUGUCGAGUGGAUGGAAUUUCGAUCGGUGCCGAUGGAUCGAUCCCGGCUGAAGGAAGACCUUUUCUUGUAGGGCCCGCCUGCCUGCUGCGCACGAAUGAGAAGGGAGGCUGGUCUGGUCCCAGAAGCAGCUCCGAAAGCUCUCCGCCAUUGACCCGACCCGAAGGAGAAGCGCUCGGAAAGUGCAAGUUCGAGAUUGAGGUCAUUCUCGUUUGUGAUCUCGUAUCAUAAAUGAGGACGUCCAGUGGGGCAAGCGGGGCACUGAACGAAGGGUGACUGCAGGUGAGA